UUUUAUUAUCGUCAAGACCAGUAUGCAGGGGAUCUAGUUUCAGUCAUUUCCUUUUACGCUUGAUACUUUAGGAGGUUAGGCCGGAGCAAGGAGUUUGGGGUAACCAGGCAAGAGGGCAAGUGAUUGCGCUCGGCUACUGUGCGUGAAGUGACAGCCGGGAAGUGCAUCUCUACUCUCAACUGCAUCCUCCCAUUUGCUCCCAAACCUAGAUAAUUCAACCCAACAGACAGGGUGAAAACGUAGACCAGGAUUUUUACUGGAGGAAACUGAAAUUACGAAAAUGAACGAGACAGAACACAUCCCGCUUGCAGAAUACGAUUUUGAGAGAAAAUUUGAUGAAAAGGGCGCUCUCGAAUGGAUGCAAGAAAACUGGAGCAAGUCCUUUAUGUUCUGUGGACUGUAUGCUGCAAUCAUCUUCGGGGUCCAACACUUCAUGAGAGAGAGGCCCAAGCUGAACCUGCGCCGACCACUUGUCCUCUGGUCACUCAGUUUGGCUAUCUUCAGUAUCAUCGGAGCUGUCAGGACCGGAUGUUACAUGUUCCAUGUCCUCAACAAAAGUGGCUUUAAGCAGUCGGUGUGUGACACCAGCUUCUACAGCGCUCCUGUCAGCAAGUUCUGGGCCUACGCCUUUGUCCUGAGCAAGGCCCCUGAGCUGGGCGACACAGUGUUUAUCGUGCUCCGUAAGCAGCGCCUCAUCUUCCUGCACUGGUACCAUCACAUUACCGUGCUGGUCUACUCCUGGUACUCCUACAAGGACCAGGUGGCCGGUGGUGGCUGGUUCAUGACCAUGAACUACCUGGUCCACUCCUUCAUGUACACCUACUAUGCUGCCCGGGCGGCGGGUUACCGGGUGCCCCGACCCUGCGCCAUGGUCAUCACGGCCACCCAGAUCAUGCAGAUGGUGAUGGGGCUUGCUGUCUUAGGCUUGGUCUACCACUGGAUGCACGAAGUGCGCUGCCCGUCUUACGUGCCCAACAUCGCCUGGGGCUCACUCAUGUACCUCAGCUACCUGCUCCUGUUCGCCUCCUUUUUCUACAAGUCCUACCUCAAGGUUGCCGCUGACAAGGAGUCCAAGGCCAAGUAGGGGCUAGAUUCGUCAGAGGCAAGUUGUAUACUGGGCAAGUCAUAUUUAAGAGUGUGCCUAGUUGAGAAGAAUAUUGCGUUGUGCCAUAAUGUGUGAGUCACAACUGGUUUUUGCUGGUUGCUGGGUCCACGUCAAUUGUGGCAAGCCAAUUUCUUCCCACCCCAACUUUGUAUUGCUGUAGUUCUAAUAACUCACUAGAACCCUGGAUAACACGAUAAUGAAACGGUUGUUGAGAGUGGACAGGGGAACCAGUGCAUGAUCAGUACACAUUAAUAUAAUAUCCCAUUAAAUUUAAAAAAGGCGAUAGAGAGUGCAGCUCAGUUUGAAUAAAAGUACUACUCACUGCAUUUUGAUUUUAUGGCAUUGUUAAUCAAUCUUUUUAACCAGCUGCUUCAGUCAGAAUCUAGUGAAAAACACAGCCAUAUGAGUCCUGAGGUUUCUCCAAGGGCAGUUUACAACCGCGUUUGCAGUCUGCACGUUCAAUGAAUUCGACAGUCACUUACAGGACAUUAUUCAUGCCGAAAGACUCUAACUUGUAGUGAAAUAUGGUGCUUUUUAGACCAGCACUGAGAAUUGUCUCACUGUAUUAGACCUCACAACCCUAUAGUAUAACGAAGUGACGAUCAAAAGGAACCAAUGCACUGAUUAAUGAGGAUAGUUUUUUUUCUGUUUUAGUUGUAGGUAAUGGGCUGGGAAUAGGUGGGAGGAGAGAAGCGCAUGGAAAGGAGUGACACUUGGAACAAUGUGUCCAUUGUAAAUAAUAUAUCUUAAGAAUGUAUUUAUUUUCUUAAAAUCUAAAGUCUAUGGUGGUCCUUGGAGUGUACCAGGAAAUAGUGGGACUCAGUACGUUUCUGCCUGUCUUAAAUUGUGCAGUAUGAGUUGUGCACUUUUGUAUUCGAAAUGUUUUUCUUUACGUCACAACAAUGCACUAUAUUGUUUUAAGUAUUACAUCUCUGUGUGUUCAUUAAAGAAUCGGAAGUCCCCUGAGAUUAUUUUUAUUUGCCAAACAGCAGCUGAUCGAACAUCAUGUCUCCAGAAUAAGACCCUCAAUAUUUAUUGGAAAGGAGCAACAAGCUCAUCACCGUGCAUUUUUACCACCCUGUGAAGUUCAUCAUAACUUCCCACUGGGCACAGACCUCAAUUCAAUAUCUGAUCCAUGGUGGGUUAUUUAAUUUGUAGCCUAAUAAACUGAAUGCUUUCCCGAGUCAUAGUGGGAGAACCACACACCAUGUCAUGGUGUGAAUUCGAGUUUACUUCGAUAUGACAGUUAUUAUAUCAAUAUUUGUGAAUACCACCAUUUCUCCCAUAAUACAUUUUACAGACAAAAACAUCCCACCUAGCGUAACAAAUUAGCUGUUUCCAUGACAUUUUCUAUCCGACAUUUACUUUACUCGCAUAAAAAUGUUGGAUGGAAACCUGGUUACUGUAAAGCCCUAGUUAUUUUUUUGCUUUGACAAAGUAAUUUCUGAUGAUGAUGAUUUAUUUCAUGUGAUUAGUGAUUAAUCUAAUCCAGGGAUGGGCAACUGGCGGUCCGCAGCCCCUCUGUUGUAGGCCUACAGGUCAAUUAACCCCCCCUGGGAUGUGGGUACACAGACCCGCGAGCCACUGCGGCCCCUCAUGAUGUAUUCAAAGUUGACCAUACCUGAUCUAAUCACAUUAAAUUUAUGUCAACCCUGUUACGUUUAAGGUCAACUCUGUAACGUGAACUGAACUCUCAUUUUAAAAGGGUGAAACUAUAACUAAUUUUUUCAGAAGGAACAUGGAAUAUCUAAUAGUCAAAUCAUAGUCUAAAAGCAGGUGAGCUGGUUCUACUCUUUUUGGCCAUUUCCUGUUGUUUUGUGGUGGGAAACGUAGUGGGUCGAGCAUAACAUGUCAACCCUGUUACCCAUAGAUAGACAGGCUUGAAAUGUUUUAACAGUAAAACAUUUUUGGGGGAAGCUUGCAUUUAAUUUCCCUCACCUGUUUAACACAACAAGCUUCCAUUCCCCCUGUCACAAGGGGAUUAAUGGCUGAUUUAAGAUGAAAUCGUCAACCAUGUUACCGCAAACCAUGUUACUAUAUUUGGCAUUUAAUAGGCAUUUACUAAUAGUAAUUUUUUUUUUGAUGGGAAAGUGUUUUUUAUUAAGUUAACCAUUUGUUCUUUGACAUAAUAUUAAAAUGAGGUUAAAUAAAACAUGUUAUAAUACCCAGAAAGGUACUCAAUUGGUGGAAUGACCCAGAUACUGUUACACAUAUUCCUUUUUGUUUCCUCCUAUUUUAAAUACGACCACCAGUGUUGAUUGGUUACAUUGUGUAAGUAGAGGCUUAGGUCAAGGCAGUGACAUAGUUUUGUUGUCUAGAAUCAAGUAGGUACAGAAAGUAGUGUCUUGUAAGCCCACCUAACCUCUAGUGAGUUUUAACCCAUGGCAGCUUAUGUGUGUCUUCCUUUAUGUUUGUAAUAGAGCUGCACUGUACUAUCUCCUUCCUACCAAUCCUUCCAAAGCCACACUGGUGUGAGCACAUUUACUGUAAUGUAUGUAUCAGCUGGGAGUAGUUAUGGCUUAAAGUAUACAGACUAUUUUGAUGCUGUGUGUGUGACAUUUGCCUUCAUAAGCACUACUAGACUUUUUUUUAAAACCUUUCAGUCAUGUUUUAUAACCCCCCCGUGACGCCAAGUGUGUCAUGGAGCUCGUACUCUUAAGUUUAUUAGCUUCCAACACAAAGUGAGACAGUCUAGCCUGUACAUGGCUGGUAGUCGCCAAAUGUCUUAAGUAGUGCUUAUAAUCUUAUUAUAAUGUUGUGUUUAUGAAGUAGCUACACUGCCCUAAUGUAAUAUCCUUCAUAUUACUCAAAUGUAACACCUGAUGCUGCAGCAGGCACAUUAAUGGAUUAAAAUUGUUAUAGAAUAGUACAAUAAGCUUAGCAGUAUUAAGAAGUGUGAAUCAUUUUUAAGACCACACCAGAAGAGUGAAUCUGCAAGAAAUAUUUAUUUCACUUGGCUGGUGUUGUGUCAAUAAUGAUGAUAUUAUUAUGAUCAUGAUGUGACAUUAUACAUGUUGUCCACCCUCUACCUUGAAACCAACGGUUGCAUUUUAGUUGUAAAAUAUCAUAACGAUAAUACGCAGGGAAUAUACUCAGUUUAUAAUACAUUCAUUUGUGUGCCAAAUGAUGCUUCUGCAGUUUUCUACUCUGUUAGGUAAAUGUGAACACAGUUUGUGUUUGUAUAUUAUCGUUGCUGAUGUAGAGUGUAAGAAGACAUGCUUAUGCAUCCCUGUGAGUCCGCUAUCUACUACGUUACUGAUAAGAAAGGGAAAAAACUGUCAAGAGCUUUGAUGUUUAAAUGUUUGGAUUUAAAAUGUUGAAACAAUAAAUUCAUAUAUGUUUUAAAAUA
Oncorhynchus keta (chum salmon) is the source of this 4454-nucleotide messenger RNA. RefSeq names its product elongation of very long chain fatty acids protein 6-like. Gene Ontology annotation, cellular component: endoplasmic reticulum; endoplasmic reticulum membrane. The record is from RefSeq and is a predicted model, not a curated record. Gene Ontology annotation, molecular function: fatty acid elongase activity. Gene Ontology annotation, biological process: fatty acid elongation, saturated fatty acid; fatty acid elongation, polyunsaturated fatty acid; very long-chain fatty acid biosynthetic process. The transcript is spliced from 4 exons. Lineage: Eukaryota; Metazoa; Chordata; Actinopteri; Salmoniformes; Salmonidae. The coding region runs from base 281 to 1084 and encodes 267 amino acids.